This is a messenger RNA of Ahaetulla prasina, 1389 nucleotides long. RefSeq names its product neural retina leucine zipper (gene NRL). Gene Ontology annotation, biological process: regulation of transcription by RNA polymerase II. Gene Ontology annotation, cellular component: nucleus. Bases 95 to 904 code for a protein of 269 amino acids. The transcript is spliced from 3 exons. The record is from RefSeq and is a predicted model, not a curated record. Gene Ontology annotation, molecular function: RNA polymerase II cis-regulatory region sequence-specific DNA binding; DNA-binding transcription factor activity, RNA polymerase II-specific. NCBI's taxonomy places the organism in Eukaryota, Metazoa, Chordata, Lepidosauria, Squamata, Colubridae.
CGCUGUGUUCUUUGGGAUCCUCACCGACCCCCCCUCCGAAGCGGCUGCGGGAGGAGAAAGGCAGGGCGGUCCGGACCGGACGCUGGCAAGACCCAUGGACGACCAAGCAAGCAGGAUGAGCGUCUUACCUGACAGUCCCAUCGCUUUGGAUUACCUGGACGACUUCGACCUGCUGAAGUUCGAAGUGAAGCAGGAGCUGCCCAGGCCGGGCAGCAGCUCCUCCGUCACUUCCACCCCAUGCAGUUCCGUGCCCCCCUCGCCCACCUUCGACAAGGUGGCCGACCCCAAAUCCUCUUUGGAAGAGCUGUAUUGGAUGGCGACGCUCCACCAAUCGUUGGCGGCGGCCGCUGGCACCGGUCCGGAGACGCCGAUGGUGCCGGGACUGGAUGAAGCGGUGGAAGCUUUUUUGGGGGUACCCACGGCGGAAGGGGGUCUUCGAAACAGCGUGACCCCCCAGCUGCAGGGCUUCCUGGGGUCAGCGGAGAGCUUUGGCGCAGAGCAACAACAGCUUCCUCAUUUCCAGCUCCCCCGGCUUUCCGACCGCUUCUCCGACGCCCAGCUGGUCUCCAUGUCAGUGCGGGACCUCAACCGGCAACUCCGCGGCUUCGGCAAGGACGAGGUGCAGCGGCUGAAGCAGAAACGGCGCACCCUCAAGAACCGCGGCUACGCCCAGUCCUGCCGCUUCAAGCGGGUCCAGCAGCGCCACAUCCUGGAGGCCGAGAAAUCCCAGCUGGCCCAGCAGCUUGAGUCCCUGAGGGUGGAAGUGGCUCGCUUGGUCCACGAACGAGACAUCUACAAAGCCCGGUGUCAGAAGCUGCUGAGCGAGGCGGCCGGGGGGCAUUGUGGGGAGGGAGCCAAGCCCCCCGUCGCUCAGGCGCCUUCCAUGGUGCAGUUUUUUCUAUGAGCCCGCCCUGGACUUCCAUUUCCAUCAAACUUUGGGAGCUGCACAGGAAAUAAACUUGGCGAGAAGUUGCUUCUCCUCUUUAAUCCACCAGAGGGGGACGCUGAGCCCAGUUCCCUCCCAGGUAGUCCCUUUUCCCCGCCACCAGAUGGCGCGGAAGAGUCUCUCGCCCAUCUAGGCAGCUCUACAGGCAGAAAUAGCUUUGGGGAUUGCAAACAGGGCAGGCUGUUCCUCUCCGAGGGCUCCUGGGAAUUGUAGUUUUGCUAAGGCGCUGCCCGGUGGUCCCUCUUCCACCCGAGGAACUACAGCCCCCAGGGUUCCCUGCAACCCGAUUCCUCAGUCUAGUGAUGUCUACGAUACAAAUAAGGCUGGUCCUCUUGGGCGUGGUGAGAAAUGCACUUGCUGAUCAUUCCUCUUCCAACGGAAGAUAAAUAAAUAAAAGCCGAAAUGGUGCUCUUCCCCGGAGCCAAAACUGGGCCAAAGAGCGG